AUGCACCCCGGCGUUCUCCACCGACGCUUCUUGAGUGACCUCUCGACGUCGCUCUUCUCCUUUGUUCUUCCGCUCUUGCCGACCUCGGAAGAGUUAACGAUCAAGGAAGAAGUCCGCACGCUCAUCGAGAAGCUCAUCAAGACAAUCGAGCCCAGUGCGCGCCUCCUCAGCUUUGGGAGCAGCUGCAACUCGUUUGGCCUACGCAACUCGGACAUGGAUCUUGUCGUCCUAAUCGACGACCCAGAUGCAGGACUCGACUCGAGCAUGUUUGUCCAGAUGAUCGGUGACCUGCUGGAGCGGGAGACCAACUUUGAUGUCAAGCCGCUUCCCAAGGCGCGCAUACCGAUCAUCAAGCUCAACCUCGCGGCGUCGCCAGGCUUGCCGUUCGGUAUUGCGUGCGACAUUGGCAUUGAGAACAGGCUAGCUAUCGAGAACACGCGCCUCCUGUUAACGUACGCGACCAUUGACCCCGCGCGCGUGCGCACCCUCGUCCUCUUCCUCAAGGUGUGGGCCAAGCGUCGCCGCAUCAACUCGCCAUAUCGUGGUACCUUGUCGUCCUACGGCAUCACACUCAUGGUACUCUACUUCCUCGUGCAUGUCAAGCAACCGCCAGUGCUGCCCAACCUGCAGCGGAUCGCACCCGUACGCCCCAUAACCGAGGAGGAGAUGAUGCUCGAGAGCCGCAACGUCUACUUCUUCGACGACGUCGAGAUGCUGCGCCAGGAGUGGUCGAGUGUAAACUUUGAGAGUGUUGGCGAGCUGUUGAUCGACUUUUUCCGGUACUUCUCCCACGACUUCCAGUUUAACACGAUGGUUCUGUCGCUGCGCGCCGGCCCCCUCACAAAGGAGAGCAAGGGGUGGACCAACGACAUUGAUGUCGGUGGCCUCAACGAGAUGGCUCGCGACCGUAACCGCUUGUGUAUUGAGGACCCCUUUGAGAUCACGUACAACGUCGCGCGUACCGUCACAAAGGACGGACUGUACACGAUCCGUGGCGAAUUUAUGCGUGCUACGCGCAUCCUCACUCAGCGCCACGACCGCGCCGUCCUCGCCCUGGCCGAGUUGUGUCGAGAGCGCGAGGACGAGUUACUGCGUGCGCCGCGCUCAGCGUCGCCCGCGCCACGCGCGAUGGCAAGCGGCCGUGGUCACUUUGGGGGAAGCGGCCGUGAGGGGUGGCAGCGUUCCCAGAGCCAGCAGCCAUACGACCGUUUCUCUGGUAACCCGCCAGCUGAGGCGCCCCGGCGAGGGCGUGCAACUGACAACGGGCCAGCUGCGCCCGAGGCACCGAGCGCGCAGGACAUGUGGCUUGCCUCGCAGGGGUCCAAUCUCGGCAACGCAGCCCCAUCAAGUGGGCUCGGGUUGGGUGGCGACCCAGCAUUUGAAUACCGGCGCGGUAGAGCCGAGACUCCUUCCCCCUUCCCCGCGCCUGUGCGGAGCAGUCGGCGCACACCGGCGUAUGACAACCCCAACUCGGCAGGGACACUCGAGAUUGGACGUGGACCUAGCGCCCCAGCCCCAGCACCAUGGCAAUCCUCGUUUGAGGGACAGCGCGGCGGCUUCGGCGCACCAGGCAUGCCACCUGUCGGUCGUACUCCAGCACGCGACCUCUCGGUCCCAAGCACGCUGCAUCAGAGCCACACGCCUGAGCCUGGGUCACCGCUGACCACUUUUGCACCGUUUUCUCCGCCCGCGCUGUCCGGCUCGCUGCACCCCUCGAGUGCGGGGGACAAAAACAACGGUAGCUACAUUAGCCCUAGCGCACUGCUGUCGCCUGCACCUGCGGCUGGCUCGCUGCCCACGGCCAGCGAUCUCGCGCAGAGCUUUAGCAAGCUCGGCGUCGACGAGAAGGUCUCAUAG
Molecule: messenger RNA, 1857 nt
Organism: Cutaneotrichosporon cavernicola
Lineage: Eukaryota; Fungi; Basidiomycota; Tremellomycetes; Trichosporonales; Trichosporonaceae
Exons: 6
Coding region: 1-1857 (618 amino acids)
Biological process (GO): RNA 3'-end processing
Molecular function (GO): nucleotidyltransferase activity
Source: RefSeq, a predicted model, not a curated record